Messenger RNA from Saccostrea echinata, 582 nucleotides. Its product is annotated as mucin-3B-like. The transcript has a single exon. The record is from RefSeq and is a predicted model, not a curated record. Bases 1 to 582 code for a protein of 193 amino acids. NCBI's taxonomy places the organism in Eukaryota, Metazoa, Mollusca, Bivalvia, Ostreida, Ostreidae.
AUGACCAACACCAACAUCAUGACCAUCACCGACAUCAUGACCAACACCAACAUCAUCAUCACCCUCAUGACCAGCACCAUCACCACCAUGACCACCAACACCAUCAUCACCAUGACCACCAACACCAUCAUCACCAUGACCACCAACACCAUCACCACCAACACCAUCAUCACCAUGAUCACCAACACCAUCACCACCACCACCAUCACCACCAUGACCACCAACACCAUCAUCACCAUGACCACCAACACCAUCACCACCACCACCAUGACCACCAACACCAUCACUACCAUGACCACCAACACCAUCACCACCAUGACCACCAACACCAUGACCACCAACACCAUCACCACCAUGACCACCAACACCAUCACCACCAUGACCACCAACACCAUCACCACCAUCACCACCAACACCAUCACCACCAACACCAUCACCACCAUCACCACCAACACCAUCACCACCAACACCAUCACCACCAUGACCAUGACUUCCAUAACCAAGUCCAUCUACAUGCCCAUCAUCACGACCAUCAUUACCAUGUUCAUCAUCACAAUCACUUGUCAUUCGGGUAAUCUGUGA